UCCUCUUUCACUCCCACCUCUCUCUCUCCUCAAAACCCUAAAGCUCCACUCUUUCGAUUCACGCAGUCCAAUCCCUAAUUACCCAACGCCUAAAAAUCUCAGCUUUCCUCCACCAAAAAGCUCUGAUUUCAGAAAAUGGCCGACGUGCUCAGCCCCGCAGUCCGAUCGGGUCAGGGCUCGGAUCCGCAGCUCAAAUCGGCCGACGAUGCCUCACCGUUCCCGAGGAUCGAGUUUCAUCUCGCGAGAAAGCCGUUCAAGGGGUUCAACAACGACGGCAGUGACUUCCGGCCGGAGACGCUUAAUCCGGGGACUAGCGGCAGCUCCGAUUCACGUAGACCCGGGUCGGGAGGCUCGGGUCAGGGCCAGUCGGGUUCGGGCGCGAAGAAGAGUGUUGGGUCGGAGUUUCUGGAGAACGGGUGGGAUCCGGAGCUCAGUUUUCCCAUUACAUUUCGGAGAAUUGGUGCUGGAUUGAUAAACAUGGGGAACACUUGUUAUCUCAAUUCGGUGCUGCAGUGUUUGACGUAUACUGAGCCUCUAGCCGCCUACUUGCAAAGCGGCAGGCAUCGGAAUUCUUGUCAUAUAAAGAAUGGGUUUUGUGCUUUGUGUGCCAUCCAAGAACAUGUCAGUCUUGCUCUACAGUCCACUAAGAGCAUUUUGCCAAAGGCUCUUGUCUGCAAUCUACAACGCAUAUCGCGAAACUUCCGGAAGUCCAGACAGGAGGAUGCACAUGAAUACAUGGUAAACUUGCUGGAAUCCAUGCAUAAAUGUUGUUUACCAUCUGGAGUGCCAAGUGAAUCCCCUAGUGCCUAUGAGAAGAGUUUGGUACACAAAAUCUUUGGUGGUCGCCUUCGAAGUCGGGUCAAAUGUUUGCAGUGCUCGUAUUGCUCUGACAAAUUAGAUCCAUUCCUAGAUUUAAGUCUUGAAAUAGCCAAAGCAAAUUCAUUGAAUAAAGCACUUGUGAACUUUACUGCUGAAGAACAAUUGGAUGGUGGGGAAAGGCAAUAUCAGUGCCAAAAAUGCAAUCAGAAAGUUCGAGCUAUGAAACAGAUGACCAUCCACAAGCCCCCUAGUGUUCUCAGCAUCCAUUUAAAGCGGUUUCGUGCACAUGACCCUGGACAAAAAAUUAACAAAGAAGUUCAAUUUGGUCCUACGUUGGACUUGAGGCCUUUUGUUAGUGGAGCAUAUCCGGAAGGAGACUUGAAAUAUACUCUUUAUGGGGUUCUAGUUCAUUAUGGGGCUAGCACAUAUUCAGGCCAUUAUUAUUGCUUCGUUCGGACAUCAACUGGCAUAUGGCUCUCUCUGGAUGACAAUGAUGUAAAGCAAGUUCGUGAGAUGACUGUUUUGCAGCAAAAGGCUUACAUGUUGUUCUAUGUACGUGAUAGAAGAAAUGUUAUUCCCAGGAAGCCUGUUGAUGUUACUCAAAAGGAGUAUUUCAAACCAAAUGGUAUUGGAAGUAAGAUUACUCCUGUUGACAACCAUUUGUCGAAAGAACCUAUUCGAAACAUUUCAGCUCCGGCCAGAUCAAGUGAUCUAGCCUCUUCUAUUGCACAAAAAGAUGCAUCAUCUAUUGCCCCAAGGGUCUCCCAACUGAAGGAAGCAUCAGUUAAUCAAAAUAAUGGCCACAUAGUGACACAAAAUGUGGUGCGUAAGAAGGAAACCAUCUCAGAGUCUUUGAAAGUGUCACAAUCAGAGAGCUCAUUGAAAGAAAAUAUAUCACCAUCAACUACGCUUCCAAGCAGUAAAACUAGCAUGUCAGAUUCUGCAACUGCCAUGGCUUUUACAAAUGGUGCCAAAAUAAACGACUGCAAUGACAAAGCAAGUUCAAAUGAUGAUGAUAGGGUUUCAAUUAUGAUAUCGCCUGCUGUCAUAGACCCUGAAAUCUUUAAGGCAUCUAAGCCUGUCCAAGAUGAUAUUUCUUUGAAUAAGAAUCAUGCUCCCAGUGCUAGGAAUUCGAGUGUGGCUUCAUCCAAAAUUCCUAGUGGUUUAGCAUUGGAGAAACUGAAUCCGGAAAAGCCAUCGGAUCCACCAAGCUCUAGAAUCAGUCAGGCUGGAAGUUAUACCAAUGAACAUGGGAAGGCUAGUGAUUGUGGCCAGACAUUGGUACAUGCUGAUUCAGCAAAAUUGUCUGGCUCAUCAGUUGUGACAAAUAAAUUAUUAGUUGUGGAAGCUCCUGACUGCAAGCACCCUAAAGGAUUGAAAAACAAUAACAUAAAGUGUAAGGUGACAAGCAUGCAUUUUCGGCCGUCUUUACUUUCUAGGGCAGUCUUAAGUGUGCAGAAGAAGCAGAAAAGGAGAAAACACCGAACUUUAGAUUGUAGGAGCCUUAGUAAGAAAUACUUAAGAAAAAACUGUCCUUCAUCUGGUCUAGGCCCAUCGACAUCUGAAACUACCCAGACAGAUCACUUGGUUUCUGUCUGUGUAAAGAGAAAGCGAAACAAAUCUGGUUUGAAAACAGAUGAAGAUGGAACUUCUAAUAAAUGCUUGGUGAAUCCUCAUGUUGUUCAGUUUAGAGAGAACAUCAUUCAUAAUGUAACAGUGCUUGCAAGUGAGAAACUACAACAAAAUGGUAUUGGCUCUUCCUCUGUUACACUUGAAAACCAAAGGGAGCCGGGUCGAACUGAUGCUCCACAUAACUGUAAAAAAGAUACAAUGCAAAAUGGAUGUAAUGGUGUGCCAACUCCAGGUCCAGCUGAGACUGUUGUUGCACCUUGGGAUGGAAUUGAAUUGCCUCAGUCUCGUGUUGUAGAAUCAAGCCAUGCACCUAUGACGAUCGGUUAUGUGGGAGAUGAUUGGGAUGAAGAAUAUGAUAGGGGAAAAAGAAAGAAGGUGAGACAAGCAAAACUCGUCCCCGGAGGGCCAAAUCAAUUCCAAAUACUUGCAAACAAGAAAGCACAACAGAACAAGCCAAGAUUACAAAGGUUUGAUUCUGGAAAUCGUCCACGCAGGAUAUGAUGGGUCUGCUGUCUUGUUUUCUGUAGCAGUUGAGACAAAUUGUACGACAGGGAGAGCAUUAGGGUUCUUGACAUUUUUGGGUGCGCUGAGCUGGGGACUGUGUAUCUUAUUCCUGUGGGAGCAUUUCUUAUGCAGUGAUGCAGUCAUUGCUUCAGCUGAAAUGUUGUGUUACAGGGAUAUAUUGAUUUUAUAUGUUUAUUUUUACUUUUAUGUUUAUUGUUGUUCAUCUCCUAUGAAUCUAUGAUUAGUGGGAGCAAUUCUAACUCUGUAGCAUUGUAGCAUUGAAGUGUGUCCUGUAGCUGGUAAAACUUGGGUUCCAAAUAAUUCAAUAAAUAUAGAGAUUUCCCC
Molecule: messenger RNA, 3300 nt
Organism: Argentina anserina (silverweed cinquefoil)
Lineage: Eukaryota; Viridiplantae; Streptophyta; Magnoliopsida; Rosales; Rosaceae
Product: ubiquitin carboxyl-terminal hydrolase 23
Exons: 11
Coding region: 136-2952 (938 amino acids)
Biological process (GO): protein deubiquitination
Cellular component (GO): cytosol; nucleus
Molecular function (GO): cysteine-type deubiquitinase activity
Source: RefSeq, a predicted model, not a curated record